CAAGAGAUGGUGCUAUUAAUUGACAAUUUAAUUGAAAGUCGAUUAAUCUAUGACCAAUUGUAUUCAUUAACAUUUUCAUCUUCCUCUAGAUUGACAUCCUUAAUAUCCUUUAUCGUCGUGUUUUCAUCUUUGGACGAAUCCUCCGCAAAGUAUAAUAUGGAGGGUCAAUACCCAAAUUGGUCUUCUCCUGGUUAUGGUGAACCAGCUUAUGGUGAACAGAGUCCAGAUUUUGUCACCAUUCAAAAUCCCAUGGAUAACCUGAACACAAUGUCACCUCAUGGUUAUUAUUCUUACUAUCAAUCCACUUUACCGACAGCCAAUUCAAUUUUCAACUCACAAACAACAUCAAAUGAUUUGAGUGCAGACCCUUUUUACUCAUCAACUACUCCAGGUGAUCCAUACUCUGAUGAAUCUCCAUUGUUGGAAGAGUUAGGAAUCAAUUUUGACCAAAUAAUGCAGAAAAGUUUGGCCAACGUUAUUCCAUACAAAAAGGUUGAACAAAAUUCCCUCCAUGAAACUGAUAUUUCCAACGAACACGAUCACCAGCACCAUGGAGAGCAACGAUCCCAGCAAUCUCAAGUUCAAUUACAACCACAACAAGCCGCAAUGAAAAACUUUGCCCGUAGCUUAAAGACGCCGCCACCAUUAAAGUAUUUUGGUGAUUUAUUAUCUGAAAAGGAAGAUGCAAUAACAAGGUCAUCUAAUGUACCCAACAUUUCAAAUGAAACCAAUUUAGAUUCAAAUAAUUUGUCAUCGUCUGAUAGUUAUGUUGAUGAUAGAUCUUUGGGGUUUAUGUAUCAAGAGUUUGGACAAUGCGGCCAGUCUUCAAGUAACAACUGUGACAGUUUAAUUGUAUCUAAUAAUAAUGCUAACAAUAAUAAUAACAAUAACACCAGCAAUAAUAACACUAAUAAUAAUGAUAAUAACAACACUUUGGUUGGAGCUGAUGAUGGUUCUCUUAAUCGUAGCAAUUCCUCAGAUACUCAAGAAGACAAUCAGCUGCUUAAUUCGUGGGAAAAAUCAAUUCCUGAUGAAUUGAAUUAUCCUUUUGAUUCAAGGAUCUGGCCUCGAUUUAUCAAUUCAAACGUUAAUCAUUUGCCAAAUGUCAAUGUAUCAUCUCAUGCUACCUCUAAGCCACCUUCAGUUGGACACAAAUAUGUAACAGCUCGUCCAUCUUUAAACUAUGGGCAUCGUCCAAUACUACCAAGCUUACAACCUGCUCAAACGACAACCCUUGCUUACCCUUAUCAACGACCUAUUCCUAUUCAACCAAACCUUGGUUAUACGCAUAAAGUCGCACCUCGAUUCAUCUCACCCUACAUGACAACCAAUGUUGCCGGUAGAGAUAUUAUCCUCUGGUCUUCCCGAUCACCAACCAACAGAAUGUUCUCUCCCCAAGCAACUUCUGGUACUCAUCCGGCUCACAUGGCUUCCCUGAGCUCCUUAUCAGAACCUGGAUCAGUUCAUAAUAGGCUACCCAUGAUUAUCUCGACGAGCCGAGUGGCUUUCACUGGUUCUGUAGAUGACUCUUCAUCUCCGUCUUCAUCUUGUUCAACAUCCUCCACACCAUCUCCCGGAUUAAUGGAUAAAAAGCUUUAUGUAAAUAAUCCGGUUUUGGUAAACAUGUUAACUUGCCCACAAAUCCCUGGUCUUCGCAAUUUAGCUCCAGCUCCAGAUUCAUCGUCAUCUCAUCUUGAUGAGAAAUCUAAAAGUGACAUUCUUUCUGGUUUAAUAGAUGUUUCUGGUGAGAAAAGGAAACGAUCCAACAGAGCUGUUGCAACCACUAGCAGGGAACCAAUUAAAAGAGAAAUGCGGCCUAAAAUAUUUGUUAUUGAACAAUUUAAAAUUGGCUUAUUCCAUGUUCAAUCUUCAAACGAAGGAUCUCGCCGUAAUUCCUCGACGCAAUUAAAAGUAAUCUUCUCAAGACGAAGGUUUAUCUACGAAUUUGCUUUCUCAACUUCUAAUGCCUGUGAUAAAAAAGACAACAUUUUGCCGGUUCAAUCUCAUCAAUCUACACCAACAAUUCACAGAAGUAAUGGUGCAAUGGGCAAUGGUAACACAAUUGCUAGCAAUAACCCAACUCUAGUCCAGCAAACAAAUACCAAAGACCCUAACGUUGUAUAUUACGUGGUCGCUGUACCUUUUGACUCUGUUACGGGUCUCAACAUAGACGAGUCUACAAUGUAUUUAACUGUUGACCGAGUGCCUUGCCUUUUUGGCGGUACCUCAGUUAGAAGUAAAGUUCUGUUUGAAAAGGCACCAAAAUUUGACCCUUCUCAAGGUGAGCUUGAAAAUAAUGCCCUUCAUUGUAUAAGUUUAAGGCCAGCUCAAGUUGGUCGAUUGCGCACAUCGUUGGUUGAUUUUGAUAAAAGAUUUGCUGACUUGCUGUCCUCCAAAAUUGAUCGUGAUCCCUACUCGUACCGAUGUAAACUUCCCGAGGGAAGCAAAGACAAAGACGAGGACAAGAAUAAAGCACUCAAUGAUUGUACAAUACAACCUGAUUCCGGACAGGUUUUGAAAAAAUCCAAAAUUGAAAAAUUUGAUUAACUAUUAUUUAAUAAUUUAACUUGGUUUACAUUCAUGAGAUGGCGCCUGUUUAUCAAUAUACCGUGAAAAUCACAUUUGAUAAAUAAAACUCAAACUGAGUGCUAAUUUUUCCCAAUGUAAAUUAAUGUCUAUUAGCACCAUUAAAAUGGCUUUUCUCAAUCAAUUAGUGAAAAUAAUAAAAUUAAUCAAACAACA
Tetranychus urticae (two-spotted spider mite) is the source of this 2742-nucleotide messenger RNA. RefSeq lists its product as uncharacterized. The record is from RefSeq and is a predicted model, not a curated record. Lineage: Eukaryota; Metazoa; Arthropoda; Arachnida; Trombidiformes; Tetranychidae.